Messenger RNA from Pisolithus orientalis, 1275 nucleotides. Its product is annotated as WD40-repeat-containing domain protein. Gene Ontology annotation, cellular component: nuclear pore. The transcript has 8 exons. Gene Ontology annotation, molecular function: RNA binding; ubiquitin binding. Gene Ontology annotation, biological process: RNA export from nucleus; transcription-dependent tethering of RNA polymerase II gene DNA at nuclear periphery. NCBI's taxonomy places the organism in Eukaryota, Fungi, Basidiomycota, Agaricomycetes, Boletales, Pisolithaceae. Bases 313 to 1071 code for a protein of 252 amino acids. The record is from RefSeq and is a predicted model, not a curated record.
CAGGAAAAGGACAUCGAAGUCCCGAAAUACCGACCGAUUCCAUCUCCUCGUUGGCCUUUUCACCUGCAGCGGAUUACCUCGCAGUGGGGAGCUGGGACAACAACGUAAGUUCCAAUUGCUCACUCCAAGCGUGCACGUCAGUCUUCUGAAACGAACGACUUUGUGCCUCCAAAGGUCCGUUUAUACGAGGUCGGUGCCAAUGGGCAGACACAGGGAAAGGCUAUCUAUGGGCAUCAAGGUCCUGUGCUCAGCAUAUGCUGGAACAAGGAGGGCAAUAGGGCCAUAUCUGGAGGUGCUGACAAUGCCGCGCGCAUGUUUGACAUUACGACUGGUCAGCCACAGCAAGUUGCUCAGCAUGAUGCUCCGAUCAAAGUCGUCAAGUGGAUAGAGACACCCCAAGGUGGGAUCCUUGCCACGGGAAGCUGGGAUAAGACGCUGAAGUACUGGGAUUUGAGAACUCCCAACCCCGUGGCUACUGUUCAGCUACCGGAACGGUGUUACACCAUGGACGUCCAGUACCCCCUACUUGUCGUCGGCACGGCCGAGCGCCACAUCCAAAUAUACAAUUUAACAAAUCCAACCUCCCCAUACAAGACGAUAACGUCUCCCCUUAAGUGGCAGACGCGUGUUGUCUCGUGCUUCACCAAUUCUUCCAGCAGCGGGUUUGCAGUUGGCAGUAUCGAAGGCCGCGUGGCCAUUCAAUACGUGGAAGACAAGGACAGCUCAAACAACUUUUCGUUCAAGUGUCAUCGCAAGGAUCAAACCCCGUCUUCAAAAGAUCAGUCUCUGGUGUACGCCGUCAACGAUAUCUCAUUCCACCCUGUCCACUGGGACGUUUUCUACGUGUGCAUUCAUUAUUGGGACAAGGACGCGCGAACGCGACUAAAAUCGUUCGAAACAGCACCUGCACCGAUCACUGCAACGACUUUCAACCGUAACGGGACCAUAUUUGCCUACGCAAUUUCGUACGACUGGUCCAAGGGCCACAGCGGAAUGACGCCAGGUCACCCUAACAAAUUGAUGUUGCACGCUUGCAAAGAAGAUGAGGUCAAGAGGCGACCAAAGAAGUAGUUGGUUGUAAUACACUUUUAGGACACCGAAAGCAUCUAUUUUCUUGACAGAAAAGCACUGUCCAUGCAAGUAGAAAAAGGAGCUCUUGUCGAGUACUGUGAGCUUGUGGCCCCAUGUAACUUACUACCCCUAUCUAUGAUCAACACUACGCGUCCGAUCGAAUCGCGAUCGUUUCCCCUUGUUCGGCCCAUGGAGCACUGUCAA